AGAAGGCGGAAGCUAUCGACCGGAAGUGACGCGCGGCUCGGGCGGAAGCGCCCACCCAGCCGCCGCCAUUUUGUCAGGCGCUGAGGCAAUGGCGCAGCCGCCCCCGGGGGUCCUCGGCGCGCCGGAAGUGACGUGCGGAGAAAAAGGGCCGCCACCGGAAGUGGUAGAACCCGGAUGGAGGGGACUGGCGGAAAAGGGGAAUGGGGGCAGCCAACCAAUGGGAGGAGGCGGCGGGGAAAGUGGGCGGGUCCAAGCGGUAGGAGGAGCCAAUGGGGAGAGUGGGAGGGUCCUCGCGGUGGGAGGAGCCAAUGAGGAAAGUGGGGGAGGCCAAGCGAUGGGAGGAGCCAUUGGGGUGACCCCGCCAAUGGGAGGAGCCAGUGGGGAAAGUGGGCGGGCCCAAGAGGUGGGAGGAACCAAUGGGGAAAGUGGGCGGGUCCUCGGGGUGGGCGGAGCCACCGUGGGGACCCCGCCAAUGGGAGGCGCUACAGGGGGGGCUCUGCCAAUGGGAGGAGCCAAUGGGGAAAGUGGGCGGGCCCAAGCGAUGGCAGGAGCCAAUGGGGAGAGUGGGCGGAUCCUUGAGGUGGGCGGAGCCAGUGUGGGGACCCCACCAAUGGGAAGCGCUGCUGGGGGCGGCCCACCAGUGGGAGGAGCCAAUGGGGAAAGUCGAUGGAUCCUUGAGGUGGGCGGAGCCAGUGUGGGGACCCCACCAAUGGGAAACGCUGCUGGGCAAAGUGGGCGGGAUCAGGAGGGGGGUGGAGCCACUGUGGGGAUCCCACCAAUGGGAGGCGCUACAGGGGUGACCCCACCAAUGGGAGGCGGCAGUGGGCAUAGUGGGCGGGAUCAGGAGGUGGGCGGAGCCACCGUGGGUAUCCCACCAAUGGGAAGCGCUGCCGGGGGCGGCCCACCAAUGGGAGGAGCCAGUGGGGAAAGUGGGCGGGUCCUUGGGGUGGGCGGAACCACCAUAGGGACCCCACCAAUGGGAAGCUCUGCCGGGGGCGGCCCACCAAUGGGAGGAGUCUGUGGUGGAAGUGGGCGGGACCAGCCGACAGGAGCAGCCAAUGAGGGGAGCGGGCGGAUUUUCGAGGUGGGCGGAGCCACGGUGGGGAACCCACCAAUGGGAAGCGGCGUUGUGCAAAGCGGGCGGGCCGAAACUCUUCCGGGAGCCAAUGAGAGCGACGGGGGCGUCGUUAAUGAGCCGGACGUUAACGAGGCCGGCGUUAACGAGGCUGCGCUGUGGGCGGAGUUGGAGGCGGAGCUUCGGAGGUGUCCCGGAGGCCCCGCCCCCCCCGCCCUCUGGGCUCUGGUGGCUCAGCCUGCGGCUCCCAGCCGGAAGUGCCGCUUCGUGGACGGGGCUGCGCUGCUGAGAGGCGACGGAAAGGGGGGCCCGCAGGCUGCGGGGCGGACGCUGCGCGUGCUGGAGAAAUGCGGCAGGAAUUUACUGCACUUCCGGCCCCCCCCCGCCUGGCAGCGCCUGCGCUGCCCCAGCCCGGCCCUGCGCCCCGACCCCCCCGUCAUCCAGGUUCGUUAGCGCUAAUUAGCGCUAAUUAACGCCGCCUCACCCCGGCCCUCCUGUUGGCCUGGGCCUGGGGAUGCGCCUGGCCACACCCCCCUUUUCCCCCUAGGCCACGCCCCCUUUUCCUCCAGGCCAC
This is a messenger RNA of Phasianus colchicus (ring-necked pheasant), 1649 nucleotides long. Lineage: Eukaryota; Metazoa; Chordata; Aves; Galliformes; Phasianidae. The record is from RefSeq and is a predicted model, not a curated record.